GUCGCGAAACCGGAACUUUAGUAAUGUGAAUUCUUUUUGAUAGAAAAUGAAGGUAAAUCUUGUGAAAAAAUUUUUUGUUCUUGUUGAUGACAUGAGUCGCAACGAAGACUUGAAUUUUGUAACUUUGUUGAGAUGAGGAAUUGUGUUUUGUCAGCACGAAUGAAAUGUGAAGUCCAGAUUCACACAUCCGUUAUACAAAGCCAAAAAUUGUCGCGAGUCAGAGACAAAACUUCAGCUAGAAAAACAUUGUCGCGAGAAACAAUCAAGCGAAAUCUGUCAUAGAUUGAGCGAUUCAUACAGUCCAAAUAUGAGGAAAAUUGUCCCUCCUUUUUCAAAUGCGCGAGACGAUCUUCUGUCACAAGGAAAAGUAGCAAUCAAAUCACCCGACUCAAUCGAACAUGCCGAUAUUAGGAGAAAAAUGUCGAAGUCGUCAUCAAAACCAAGCAUCAAACAUUCAACAGAAUCGAGGGAAAUGUCCCCUCAGAACUAUGUGACCUUGAUUUGUGGUAAUAUGCAUCGGAAACCGAUAGCAGAAACUGUCACACGUUCAAAAGACGGAUGCCCGGAAAAAGCGCUGCCUGCAGAGGAUGACGAGGUUGUCAGAUACCCACCAUUCAUGCAGACAUCUUUUCAUUCCCCAUCCAGUACAAAAUGGAGAACACUCCAAGGUACUCGACAAGAUUCUCUUGAGAGAAAGACAGACGCACUACGAAAGGAACGUGACCAUUGGACAUAAAGUCAACACUUCCACGUGUCCCGGAAGUAGCAAGCAAAAAGAAAAAAAAAUACUUGCACUCCAAAAAGUCCGGAGCGAAAACUCUCUGUGUGUGUCGACGCACAGAAGACGCAGAGUCCGCACAAGUGUCCAUCGAAAGAGCCGUGCCGCCGACACCUCCCGACAAGUCUCCUUACCUGCCGCAGCCCCGGGGCCCAUCUCCGAUAGUAAACAACAACAUACAACACCAGGUAUAGUCAACAACAUACCUUAUGAACUGAUGAGCAGUAAAGAGGAGGAAGCUUUAAAGUUAAAAUUACAACAGGCUUUGAAAGCAGCAGCUAAUGCAGAUGCAGAAUUGAGAGAAAAAGGUUUAUUACAAGAUACCACUCCAAGUCAAAAAACAAAUGUUGCUUCUGUUGCAGAACAAAUUAAACGUGCUCAUGCUAUAGAAGAUAUUAAUUCACCCACUUUUACUCAACAUUCCUUUGUAUCAGGACAUUCAUCUACAAAAUCAAAAAAAUCUACAGACAAUAAUGGAGAUAUUCAUACAGCAGCUAUGUUUGGUUUGACAACUUAUCCUCCUCUUUCAACAGAAAUACCUGUUAGCAAUACAGGUAUGAACAAAUCAAUGCGUGAUGUAUGGAAAAAUGAUCCAGAGAAAUUAGCACAUGAAAAUCUUUUCGAAGAUUUAGAAAUAAAAACGGAAAGAUGGAAGAAAAAAUUAAUAGCACUUAGGAGGAAAAAAUUGAAUACAGAACAGUUGAAAUCUAUGUGA
Centruroides sculpturatus (bark scorpion) is the source of this 1493-nucleotide messenger RNA. RefSeq names its product serine/Arginine-related protein 53-like. The transcript is spliced from 7 exons. The coding region runs from base 588 to 1493 and encodes 301 amino acids. Lineage: Eukaryota; Metazoa; Arthropoda; Arachnida; Scorpiones; Buthidae. Gene Ontology annotation, biological process: alternative mRNA splicing, via spliceosome. Gene Ontology annotation, cellular component: cytoplasm; nucleus. The record is from RefSeq and is a predicted model, not a curated record.